AUGUGGAAGCCGUCAGAGCGCCUGAUGGAAACCAUCAGGCACUAUGCCAGCUUCCCCGCAACCGGCGUCUCGCUGAGGCAGAUGGUCCAGUUUGGCGACCGGCCCUCAACCGGUAUGCCCACCCCCUCAGAUCUUCUUCACGGCAAUCGAUGCUUCUCUCAUCUCGCGACCGCGAUCGACUAUCGACUGAUUGUUCUUCCAGGCACUCUGUUCCGAGCUUCGCAAUUCCUCUCCGAGGAACUCCCCAUUCGUCUCGCGCACCGAGUCCAGGACCUGGGCGAGUUGCCCGAUGGCCUCAGUGAAAUGCCCUCCAUCAAGAAGGUUCAGGAUUGGUAUGCGCAAUCAUUUGAGGAAAUCAUCACCCUCCCCCGUCCCUCCCUGACCCAAGAGGUCAGGAACCGUCUGUUGCGACCGGGCCGCAUGACUGGCGUCACCUCCAAGAUUCUCUCCGAGGCCACGCAAAACCCCAGUGUUCGCGAGGGCCAGUACCGCUCUGCCACCACUGCCAAUGGCACCAUCAACGGGAACGGAAAGGCGGCCGCUGUUGCCGCAGCGGGCCGCCGGUAUUUCGUGCCCGCCGGGGACCACGGCGACUGGCCCCCCGAGCUGAACGACUACAACCAGCGCUUCUCCAAAACUCUCCAGCAGAUCAAGCGACGUCACGACGGGGUGGUGACAACGGUGGCCCAGGGUAUCCUGGAGUGGAAACGCGAGCGGCAGCGGAUGCAGAUCGACUCGACCAUCCAGUCCUUCCUCGACCGGUUCUACAUGUCACGCAUCGGAAUCCGAAUGUUAAUCGGACAACACAUAGCGCUCACGGAACAAACCCAUGUCAAACAUCCCAACUACGUCGGCAUCAUCUGCACCAAGACCAACGUCCGCGAUAUCGCCCUGGAAGCCAUCGAGAACGCCCGCUUCGUCUGUGAGGACUACUAUGGUCUGUUUGAAGCGCCCAAAGUGCAGCUGGUCUGCAAGGACGAUCUGAACUUCAUGUACGUGCCGGGCCAUCUCUCGCACAUGCUCUUCGAGACCUUGAAGAACUCGCUGCGAGCGGUCGUCGAGCAGCACGGUGCCGACCGAGACCAAUUCCCCGUGACCAAGGUGAUUGUGGCCGAGGGUAAGGAAGAUAUCACCAUCAAGAUCACCGAUGAGGGUGGUGGAAUCCCCCGGUCGGCAAUCCCCCUGGUGUGGACGUAUAUGUACACGACCGUGGAGCAGACGCCCAGCCUCGACCCCGACUUUGAUAAGAGCGACUUCAAGGCACCCAUGGCGGGCUUCGGCUACGGAUUGCCCAUCAGUCGGCUGUACGCGCGCUACUUUGGAGGCGACCUCAAGUUGAUUAGUAUGGAAGGAGACGGCCGGACCCGGUUCAAAACCUCGCACCGCCUGCACCCCUUCUAUAUUGAACCGGCACGCAAGUCCGCGCCUUCUCGAGGACUGACGCCCAUGAAUGUCCAGGCACAUCAGUCCCGCAUGCGCAGCCGGGAAGUCUCGGAACGCAAACAAGUCGGAGACGCAGAGAGUCUUUUCCACUCGGAACAGCGACAUAAAGACGAAGAGGAGAUGUGA
This is a messenger RNA of Penicillium canariense, 1569 nucleotides long. RefSeq names its product PDK/BCKDK family protein kinase. Gene Ontology annotation, biological process: regulation of glucose metabolic process; protein phosphorylation. The record is from RefSeq and is a predicted model, not a curated record. NCBI's taxonomy places the organism in Eukaryota, Fungi, Ascomycota, Eurotiomycetes, Eurotiales, Aspergillaceae. Gene Ontology annotation, cellular component: mitochondrion. The transcript has 3 exons. Gene Ontology annotation, molecular function: pyruvate dehydrogenase (acetyl-transferring) kinase activity. The coding region runs from base 1 to 1569 and encodes 522 amino acids.